AUGGACCUCAAUAAAAAAUUCUCCCCUGACCUGAUCUUCCUUCAAGAGACAAAAAAUUCUGAUGAAGUGGUUAUCAAGCAAUUGGAGGCUUUGAAUCUCGACUCUCACUUCUUGGUUUCUCCUUUAUCUCCGGCUUCAGGAGGCUUAGCGCUCACGUUUGUCUACGGGGCCCCAGAGAUCCCAAAAAGACAGGAGAUUUGGGAACAACUUACAGAUUUAGCAGCACUGAGAGACACCCCUUGGUUCCUGACGGGGGAUUUCAACGAGAUUAUCGAUAAUUCUGAGAAGUCUGGCGGCAAGGAGAGAUCGGAGAGCUCCUUUAGCAACCUCAGAACCUUCCUAUCAGCUUGCGAUCUCUUUGACUUGCGGCACUCGGGCAACUUUCUCUCUUGGAGAGGAACUAGACACAAACAUGUCGUGCAUUGUAGACUGGAUCGAGCACUUGCUAAUAGUAGUUGGUCGGAUAGAUACCCUCUGGGUUGCUGUCAGUAUCUCCCUUUCGAGGAAUCAGACCACAGACCAAUCUUCUCCUCUUUCUCUCCCACAAGCAAGAAGCGAUGCCGCAACUUCAGGUAUGAUAGGAGGCUCCGCAACAAUGAAGAAGUCCGCUUGCUAGUUGAAAAAGCUUGGGAAUCCUCCCCUCACUGCUCUGUCGCGACCAGAAUCUCGAACUAUAGACGAGCCAUAUCAAAAUGGAGUAAGGAGCACCAUGUUAACAGUCAAAAAGAUAUCGUGCGGCUCCAACUUGCUCUGGAUAAAGCCAUGUCCGAUCCUGCGGUUGAGGACUCUAUGAUUGCCUCCAUCAACAGGAACCUCCUCCUAGCCUACAAGGCAGAGGAGGAGUUUUGGAAGCAGAGGAGUAGACAGCUUUGGUUGUCGCUAGGAGACCUCAAUACCGGCUACUUUCACGCGUCCACAAAGAACAGGAGAGUUCGCAACCGUCUUUCUGUCAUUGAAGAUGCAAAUGGAGUUCAAUAUGUGGAAGAAGAGAAAAUCGCAGAGCUCAUCGCCAUACCCUCUGAUGUCGAGAUCAGAAACGCCAUUUUUGCCAUCCACCCCGACAAGGCGCCUGGGCCAGACGGUUUCUCUGCGAGCUUCUUCCAGUCUAACUGGGAUUCUGUAGGUCCUGCUAUCUGUCAUGAGAUCAGAUCGUUCUUCAUCACUGGUUCCCUGCCACACACAAUCAACAACACCCAUAUUAGGUUGAUUCCAAAGAUUAGCGAACCACUUAAAGUAUCUGACUACAGGCCUAUUGCCUUGUGCAACGUUUACUACAAGGCUAUAUCUAAACUAUUGGCAAUACGUCUAAAACCAGUGCUACAAGGAACUAUCUCAGAGUACCAAUCAGCCUUCGUGCCAGACAGAGCCAUUUUUGAUAACGUCCUAAUCACUCAUGAAGUGCUUCAUUACCUGAAAACAUCUGACGCGGAGAAGCAUUGCACUAUGGCUGUGAAGAUGGACAUCAGCAAGGCGUACGACCGCUUGGAGUGGCCUUUCAUCAGGCAGGUGUUGGAGACCUUGGGUUUUUACAACAUCUGGAUCAACUGGGUCCUCCAAUGUAUCUCUACGGUCUCGUAUGCCUUUCUGAUUGACAAUGAAGUUCUUGGUGAGGUCGUCCCACAGAGAGGAAUCCGCCAGGGAGAUCCCCUUUCCCCCUACAUCUUCAUCCUCUGUGCGGAAGUUCUCUCGGGUCUCUGCGUAAAAGCACAGGAAGAUGGAUUAAUGGUUGGGGUUAAAGUCUCACAUAGCCCUAGACUAAAUCAUCUACUAUUUGCAGACGAUACGAUGAUCUUCACCAAAUCGAACAAACAAUCCUGUUCUACGCUACUGCACAUCCUAAGAGAUUACGAGUUGGCAUCAGGUCAGAAAAUAAAUCCAGACAAAUCUUCCAUUUCUUUCUCUAGCAAGACACCUCUAGUGGAGCUACAACGGGUAAAAGCUCACUUAGGUAUAAGCAAAGAGGGAGGAGUGGGAAAAUAUUUGGGUUUACCUGAACAUUUUGGUAGAAAGAAGAAGGACUUGUUUGCCUCCAUUGUCACCCGCAUGAAACAGACCGCCUCAGGGUGGUCCUCAAGAUUCCUCUCUACAGCAGGCAAGAUGACGAUGCUGCAAUCCGUCCUCUCUGCAAUCCCGGCCUUCGCCAUGUCUUGCUUUCGUCUCCCUGUAGGUUUAUGUAACCAAAUACAGUCAGUUCUAAUUCGCUUCUGGUGGGAUAAUAGCAAUGGAGAUAAAAAGAUAUGCUGGCUUGCUUGGGAUAAGCUCACGAAACCGAAAAGUAUGGGAGGUCUAGGUUUCAGGGACGUUCAGCUUUUUAAUCAAGCACUGCUUGGCAAAAUAGCGUGGAGGAUUCUAACUAAACCUAACUGCCUUCUAGCACGCAACCUAAAGGGAAAGUACUGCAACAACGAAUCGUUCCUAUCUAUCAAAGCAAGCAAAACCUCUUCCCAUGGGUGGAAGGGUAUUCUCUGGGGUAGGGAUCUGCUAAUAAAUCAUCUCGGUAAAGCUAUUGGUGAUGGGAGCACAACGAAAGUCUAUAAGGAUUCAUGGAUCAAACCUUCACAGAAUCUGAGACCCUUUGGUCCAACUACACAAGAUGAACAAGACCUAUUCGUUGCGGAUCUCCUAUCUAGAGAAACAAGAGAGUGGAAUGUGGCAAAGAUCGAUAAGCUGUUACCUAAUUUGGCCCAUCUAAUCUUGCAAGUCAAGCCGAGUGUUCUGGAUGCCACAGACUCAUAUGUUUGGUCUCUCCAACAGUCGGGUCAGUACACAACGAAGUCGGGCUACUUCUCAAUGGUUCAGCGAGAAGCUCCCACUGCCCCUCCUGCUCCUCAAACGGUCCCGUUGGACUGGAAAAAGCUUGUCUGGAGCCCACACCUCUCACCGAAGCUCAAGCUAUUCUUGUGGAAGAUCUUUAAUGAGGCGCUACCUACAGGAGAAAACCUACAGAAAAGAGAACUAUCCAUCUCCAGCAGAAGAAGGCUCCUUCCACCUACAGGCAUCACAAUCAAUAUCUUCCCGUGGAUCAUCUGGCAUAUUUGGAUAAAUCGAAACCAACGCACCUUUGAGAACAGAAGCUCCACGCCAACCGAGACGGUCCGGAAAGCCCUCCACGCGGCAAAGGAAUGGGAACAGGCACAACCACAACCUUCGAGGGACGCCAUCACACAUAGCCCCAACAUCCCUUCUUUGAUUACUCAUCCUCCCGCCGCCACAGCUAAAUGCAAUACAGAUGGGGCGUGGAGAGCCGACACACUGCAAGCAGGAACAUGUUGGAUCAUCCGAGACUCCACAGGCAAGAUCAGCAGGGGAGGAAAGUCCCACCCUUUCGUUACUUCUGCCCUGAUGGCGGAGGUUCUCGCGAUUCGGGAAGCCCUCAUCCACGCAUCCACCAUCGGUAUCACAUCAAUCUGGCUACGUUCAGAUGCUCAAGCGCUCAUCACGGCGAUUCAAUCGAACCGGAGACCGACAGAACUCUACGGCGUCUUGUCGGACAUCGCUUCGCUAUCUUCCUCUUUCGUUUUCUGCAAUUUUUCUUUUGUCUCUAGAUCUUCAAACGGGCCUGCGGACUCUAUAGCAAAAGCCCACCUUGUUGUCACAAACUAA
Molecule: messenger RNA, 3603 nt
Organism: Raphanus sativus (radish)
Lineage: Eukaryota; Viridiplantae; Streptophyta; Magnoliopsida; Brassicales; Brassicaceae
Exons: 4
Coding region: 1-3603 (1200 amino acids)
Biological process (GO): DNA repair
Molecular function (GO): DNA binding; RNA-DNA hybrid ribonuclease activity
Source: RefSeq, a predicted model, not a curated record